UUUGAAUCGGAUGCCAUUGCUUUUGACCUAAAAAUUCUCUCUUUUUUUGUUCAAGCUAGCUUAAGCACAAGGAAAAUACUCAGACUACCUACAAAAACCAUGCCUCUGAAUCCAUUCUGUCAAUCAAAUUAGCUCAUAAGCACUAAAAUCCCUCUUCAAGAAAAGAGAUAUUUAAUCCAAAUCAUUUGCUAAUUACUCUAAUAAUCAUCAGGAUUUUACUAUCUAUAUUUGGUCUUUGUUCUAAGGCUCCUAGCAGCUAUGCAGAUCAUCGUGGAAAUCAUACCUGGAGGCAAACGAAUCACUCUGGACGUGGCGAGCACAGAUAACAUCUCGAGCGUCAAGGCCAAAAUCAAAGAAACAGAAGGGAUUCCUAUUGAGCAGCAAGAUUUAUAUUAUGAUAGCCGGUUGCUGCACGGCACGGAUAUCCUCGAACAUUGCGGGGUCAAGAACGAUGAUACACUUCGUCUAGUCAACCUUGAGGGGCUCGAACAGGUGAAUCACUUAGGCCUCAUCCCAACAACAAUCUAUAACGACGACGACGACGACGACGACGAGGAGGACUACGACGACGAUGAUGACAACGACCAUGGGAGAGAAGAUCAUUUUACAGGUGUGUUGCUAAUGAGAACUGGUGUCCCUACUGGUGUCCCUACUGGUGUCCCUCGUCGUCGUCGUCGUCGUCGUCGUUCUCGUCCUCGUCGUCAAGAUGAUGUUAUAAUUGUUUAUCCGCCAAUGCCACCGCCGCCCCCACCAUCACCAGAAUGCAAAUGUCAAUAAAGAAGAGACUAGCAUGCCGAUGCUUGGACAACAAUAUCCUCAAGUACUGGAAUGCUACAGGAAGAGCCAUCUGAAGCUAGUCCAGAUGGUGUGUGUGUGUGUGUGUGUGUGUGUGUGUGUGUGUGUGUGUGUGUGGGGGGGGGGGGGGGGGGAUUAAUUAAGAGAUAAUGAUAGAUUGUGUGUUUUGUUAUUCCUAAUCUAUGAAACGAAAAGAAUCCAAUAAAUAAAUAUAUUAUAUGUAUGCCAUUCUAAUUUGCCCAA
Molecule: messenger RNA, 1038 nt
Organism: Populus nigra (black poplar)
Lineage: Eukaryota; Viridiplantae; Streptophyta; Magnoliopsida; Malpighiales; Salicaceae
Product: polyubiquitin 9-like
Exons: 3
Coding region: 259-777 (172 amino acids)
Biological process (GO): protein ubiquitination; modification-dependent protein catabolic process
Cellular component (GO): nucleus; cytoplasm
Molecular function (GO): protein tag activity; ubiquitin protein ligase binding
Source: RefSeq, a predicted model, not a curated record